This is a messenger RNA of Musca vetustissima, 376 nucleotides long. RefSeq names its product NADH dehydrogenase [ubiquinone] 1 alpha subcomplex subunit 5 (gene ND-13B). The transcript is spliced from 2 exons. The record is from RefSeq and is a predicted model, not a curated record. Gene Ontology annotation, biological process: respiratory electron transport chain. The annotation marks the transcript as partial. NCBI's taxonomy places the organism in Eukaryota, Metazoa, Arthropoda, Insecta, Diptera, Muscidae.
UUCUAUUUACAGAGCACCGGUUUAACUGGAUUGGCUGUUUCCACCAAUCCCCAUCACACACUGUCGGCUUUGUAUGGCAAAAUUUUGAGAGCUGUCGCCAAAAUGCCACAAGAUGCUGCCUAUCGUAAAUAUACCGAACAAAUCGUUCAACAACGUUCGAAAGCCGUAGAAGCUCAUAAGGAUAUUCCCUCUUUGGAAAAGGCCAUUGGCUGUGGUCAAGUUGAAGAAUUGAUUGUCCAAGCCGAAAACGAAUUGGUAUUGGCACGUAAAAUGUUGGGCUGGAAACCAUGGGAAAAGCUGGUACAACCUGCACCAGCCAAACAAUGGGAUUGGCCACCAGCUCAAAUUAGUGAACCAAAACUUUAAACAAAUAAAA